Messenger RNA from Falco peregrinus (peregrine falcon), 2955 nucleotides. It is a transcript of the gene TAF1C, whose product is annotated as TATA-box binding protein associated factor, RNA polymerase I subunit C. Gene Ontology annotation, molecular function: protein binding; RNA polymerase I core promoter sequence-specific DNA binding. Gene Ontology annotation, cellular component: fibrillar center. NCBI's taxonomy places the organism in Eukaryota, Metazoa, Chordata, Aves, Falconiformes, Falconidae. The record is from RefSeq and is a predicted model, not a curated record. Gene Ontology annotation, biological process: transcription by RNA polymerase I.
GGCACGGAGUGCUGCUGGUUUCGGACCCCGGGACCCUCCGGCCCAGCCCAGGCCCAGGCCCAGGCCCAGGCCCGGUCCCGCCUCGCCCCGCCCCGCCCGGCACCGGCACCCCCUGGGGCUAUGGAGUUCCCGGACGCUCUCUUCCCCUGCUACUUCGGCGCUGGCCCGCCCCGGGAGGAGGGGGGCCCCGCUCCGGCCGCUGGCUGGGGCGAGCACGGGCAGGUGCUGGGGGCUGGCCGUUCCAGCCGCCAGGCCGAGACGGCGUUCGUGCCCCACCGCGGCCAGACGGGCGAGAGCUGGGAACCUGCCGACGCCGCUGCGGUGCCUUUUCUGCCUCCCAACGAGAGCUGCUGCAUCCCCUCGCUCACACCUCAGGACAUUCUCUACCGUGGCUUCCUGCGCAGGAAGCUCCGGACAGACAAGUCUGGAGCCACCUUGAACUUCACCAAGCAGCUGGGCCAUUUCUUUGUGGAUCACCCAGAAGAUGCAUUUGGCUCCCUUGGACAGCUGCUGCACAAGAACUUCUACCUGGGCAACUCCAAGGUGACGAGACGGGCUCGGAGCAGUACUAUCCGGAUGACGGCCCUGAUGGAGGAAAUUGCCCGUCUGGAGGCCAGGCGAGGCUGCCCCCAGCAGUACCUCACCUCCCGUCUGCGUUGGUUCUCCCACCUCAGCCGCGACUGGCUCUUUGAGGUGCCGCUGGGGCUGCUGGGGGACUGCGUGCAUGAGGACCUGCUGCUACAGUGGGCCGGCCUCCUCUUCGAUGACGGCCCUACAGGGGGGGCACUGGCCUGGCUGCCCCCCAGAGAUGGGGGGGCACACAGAGGCUGCCUGGUGUACCCCGGAGGGAAGGCCAUGAACCACCUCUAUUUCCAGGACGUGGUGCUGAAGGAGCUGCCCCGCACCCGGGGCUCCCCAGCCCAAUUUGAGCUCAAUGGGCGCAUCCGGCAAGUGGCUGCCACUCGGGUGGAUAGGGAAGAUUUUGUUGGUAUCCGCUCAGACUAUCACUGCGGUGUUUGGAGGGUGCCAGGCAGGACAGGGGCAACCCCCACCCCACUGCAGGUCAUCCGUACCAGCGUGCCUGCCUCCUGCCUCACUGUCAGCCCUCACCUACCUGGGGAACUGGCUGUCUGCACCCAGAGUGGAGCCGUCUACCUCUGGAGCGUUGAGACAGGGCUGCAGAAGCUCCGACAUGACCCCCAGACUAUGUUUUUUUGUGACCAUUCACCCUGGCGCUGGAGCGAAUUCACAGCCCACCCGCGGGUGCUGAGCUGUGCUGACCGCACUGGCGUGCAGUGCCUGGACACCCGGGCCCCCGAGAGAUGCUACUUCAACUUGUUCAAGGCAGGUGAGGCAAAUGGUUGCCAACAGGGUGAGCGCGUGGUGCUGCCCAUGUACCUGGGCAGGGCUCACCCCUUCCAGCACCUCAUUGCUUCCCAGUUCUCUGUGUAUGUGCUGGAUGAGCGGUUGCCGCUGGUGCCUGUGCUGAAGUGGACGCACAUGAUGAAGGAUCCCCCUCUCUUUGCCCAUCUGAUGCCAGGAGGCCCCGGGAGGAGCCAUAAGGUGCUGCUUGGUGCAUCUCGCACCCAGGAGCUGUUGAUGCUGCAAUACCAGGGGGGCAGGCAGUCGGCCUGCCGGCUGGUGGGACCUCCACAGAAGCUGCACAGCAUCGCCGGCUGCCUGCAGCACUUUCCCACGCAGCUCCCGCACCGCCACCACCUGCUUCAGCAGCGCCUCAGUGCCCCAGCUACUGGGCUGGCUGCUGCACUGCAGAAGGACGGACCACAUGAGUCCCUGCUGGUUUUCCAGCUCUCUGAGGCUGGGGAUGUCUUCUGCCAGAGGCUGACCCAUGAGGCAGUGAAGCCCCCUGCAGUCAUCUCCAGGACUGAGGCCACGGCAGGGCCUGGCUCUUCCCCUCUAUUUGAGAUUCCAGCCAGCAGCCCACCAGGCUUGGGCAGAGAGGACAAAGACGAGGUGGAGGAAGAGCAGACCUUCUAUUUGUCCAACCUGGAGGUGAUUUUCAAUGAGGAGGAGGAGGAAGAGGAUGCAGACACAUCAGCGGCCCUGGAGGAAGCUGAGCUCCCCCAGGAGCCCUGUGCUAGCCCCCAGCCCUCCCGGGCGGAGCCCAGCCCAGCUACGGCCAUACGGUACUGCCGGUGGCUGAAGGCCCUUUCCAAGGGCUGCAGGGAGCACCCCAGGCAGGCUAGUCCCGACACCUUCAGCCAGAAGCGCCUCUUCACCCGUAAAGAGCUGGAGUGGCCACCUGGCCCCAGUGCCCUGCACAGGCAGGUGCGCCAACAGCUGCGCCAGGCCAUGCGGGAAGGGGGGUGCAUCCGGCGCUGGGACCCCCCAGGCCCCCAGGCCCCUGCCCUCCUGCAGCCGGCAGAGGGUCUGGACGCCCUGAGCACCCGCCUGACGAAGGCCUGGUCCCGGGACUGGGAGCAGUCGUGGGAGGAGAGGAUGAGCUUCAACAUGGCGCAGAGGCAGCAGGCGUUGCGGGAGCGGCGGCAGCGGCAGAAGCGAUCCCGGGGCCGUCGCAGCCUUUCGGCUAGCUUCACCUCCUCCCUCACCUACCAGUCCGAAUUGUCGCAGCCCAGCGAUGGGGCCCCCGACCCGCGCCCCCCCAAAGGGGAGCCCCCCAAAGCAGGCUCUCCGCCGGGUGGCAGCCCCCUCCCGGCAUCGCCGCUGCACGACGACGAGCUCCUGUCCUCCCAGAGCCUGCGCAGCCGCGGCAUCCCGAAGGAGCGGCGCAAGACGCUGCGGGACUACCUGGCGGUGUGGGCCGAGGUGCCCCCCGAGCCGCCGGAGCCCCCCGGCAGCCAGGCCAGCCAGCAGUGCAUCCCCUCCUCCCAGAGCCAGCUCUCCUCCCAGAGCCAGCUCUCCUCCGCCUCCCAGCCCCGCCGCAAGCGGCCGCGCAUGGGCUUCUGAGCACCAAUAAACGCCGCCUGGCCAGUC